UAAAGACUGCCCAGUGAGCAAAGUCUCAUCUCAUUCAACCCCGCUCGACCGGUUUCGCUCAAGUCGAAGUCCGAGCCGUGCACGCCGCAGCAGUUCACUCGAGUCGACAUUCUCUCAUAACUUUCCGGAUUUUGCCAAUUAUUUUGUAAAAAUGGUUAACAUCCCUAAGCAGAGGAAGACCUUCUGCAAAAAAUGCAAGGUCCACAAGUUGCACAAGGUAACUCAAUAUAAGAAGUCCAAGGAAAGGACGGCCUCUCAAGGGAGGAGACGUUACGACCGAAAGCAACAGGGCUACGGAGGUCAGACUAAACCUAUCUUCAGAAAGAAGGCUAAGACUACCAAGAAGAUCGUGCUCCGUAUGGAAUGUACGGAAUGCAAAUAUAGGCAGCAGAUGCCCCUUAAGCGAUGCAAACAUUUUGAGUUGGGAGGAGACAAGAAGCGCAAGGGACAAAUGAUCCAGUUCUAAACAUAUUUUUAUUCUUUCCUGAUAAUAAUUGUUAUAAGAACUCGUUUCACUUUGUAUUCCGGGCGUGGAAGGGACAACCAAUAAAAUUUGUUAUGAAAAUUA
Molecule: messenger RNA, 568 nt
Organism: Folsomia candida
Lineage: Eukaryota; Metazoa; Arthropoda; Collembola; Entomobryomorpha; Isotomidae
Gene: RpL36A
Product: 60S ribosomal protein L44
Exons: 4
Coding region: 152-466 (104 amino acids)
Biological process (GO): translation
Cellular component (GO): cytosolic large ribosomal subunit; ribosome
Molecular function (GO): structural constituent of ribosome
Source: RefSeq, a predicted model, not a curated record